AGCGGCAUUUCAUAUCGGCUGCCGCCUUCUUCAUUUUAUGGAAGAUUAGCCAACAUUAUGCAGCAACCAAGAACAAGAAAUGGACAAAAGCACUUGGGAAUGGGAGAUGAUAGGCACAUUCGUGAUGAGAGGCAUAUAUAUCAUGAGGCAUUGCAGAACCUUGAUCAACCACAGAUUGAAGACGACCUACCAGACACUCUGUUGGCUGUUCCUCUCCUAAAGCACCAGAAAAUAGCCUUGGCUUGGAUGGUUCAAAAGGAGAAUAGUGUAUAUUGUGCAGGCGGAAUACUUGCUGAUGAUCAGGGCCUUGGUAAGACGGUAUCGAUGAUUGCUCUAAUACAAAAGCAAAUGUCGGAACAGUUGAAAUUCACAUCUGCCAAUUCUAGUUGUAUUAUGCCAGAAACAUUAAAUCUAGAUGAGGAUCGGGUUAGCGAGUUGGCUAAGUCAAAACAGAAAACUGAGAGAAUGACCAAUUCACGUCUACACUCAUCAUCCCAAAACUCGAAACCGGCUGCUGGUAGUCUUGUUGUAUGCCCUGCUAGUGUUCUUCGACAAUGGGCUCAAGAGCUAGAUGAGAAAGUUCCUGAAAGUGCAAAGUUGUCUGUUCUAAUAUACCAUGGAGGUGCAAGGACAAAAGAUCCUAUGGAGUUAACAAAGUAUCAUGUUGUUGUAGCCCCCUAUUCAAUUGUUACUCAUGAAGUACCAACUCAUUUAUUGGAUGCUGAUGAUGAAAAGGAUCAGCUCACAUUCAAUAAACAAGCGAAGGCAGUUCCCAGUGGUCCCCUUGCAAGAGUUCGGUGGUUCAGGAUUAUACUAGAUGAGGUUCAAAUAAUUAAAAAUCACAGAACACAGGUGUCUAGAUCUUGUUCUGGUCUUUGUGCUGAAAGAAGAUGGUGCUUAUCAGGGACACCGAUACAGAAUUCAAUCAACGAUCUCUAUAGCUACUUCCGCUUCUUGAAGUAUUAUCCCUAUGAUGACUAUAAUUCCUUCUGCGACUUUAUAAAAAAUCCAAUUUCUACAAAUCCAAGCAGUGGAUAUAAGAAGCUUCAGACUAUCUUUAAAGCCAUACUGCUUCGUCGUACCAAAGGUACGCUAAUUAAGGGGGAGCCAAUUCUUAAACUACCUCCAAAAUCGAUUUUCCUUGAAAAGCUGGAUUUUUCACAAGAGGAGAGACAAUUCUAUUUGCAACUAGAGGGUGCGUCACAAGUACAAUUCAAGAAAUAUGUCAGUGCUGGAACCUUGAAACAAAAUUAUAGAAAUAUUCUAUUGCUGCUUUUGCGACUUAGGCAAGCCUGUGAUCAUCCCAUUCUUGUCAAAGGGUUCCAUUCAAUUACCAGUGGAAAGAACUCAAUGCCUAUGGAGCAGCAUCUUCCCAGGAAGACGAUUAUCCAUUUGCUUAAUCAGUUGGAAAGUUCUCACGGAAUUUGUGUUUUGUGCAGUGACCUAGCUGAGGAUGCUGUUGUCGCAAUGUGUGGGCAUGUCUUUUGCUAUCAGUGUGUGUCUGAACAUUUAACUGGUGAAGACAACUUGUGUCCUGCAACCGACUGUAGUAAUAUUAUUGGUUCUGAUUCAUUUUUGUCACGAGAUACAUUGAAGAGAUUAAUUUCUGAUGAUGAUACCGAUGAAGCAUCAACCAGCUAUACUUGUGAUCCAGAAUCAAUCACCCACGGUCAUUACAUCUCUUCCAAAAUUAAAGCCGUUAUAGAUAUCCUGAUAUCAAUCUCUGGUUCAAAUACCAAAAUGGUUGAUAAUCUUGCAAAUUCCACUAAUUUCAAACCUAAUCAGUUAAACCUAAAUCCUAAAGUGUCCGAAAAGGUCCUUAUUUUUUCCCAGUGGACUAGCAUGCUGGACUUGCUUGAGCUUUCAUUGGAUAAGUAUUUUAUACAGUAUAGGAGGCUAGAUGGGGCAAUGUCUCUUACUUCAAGAGACAAGGCUGUGAAAGACUUCAAUAAUGACCCAGAGGUAACUGUGAUGCUAAUGUCACUAAAAGCGGGAUGUCUUGGCCUGAAUAUGGUUGCUGCACGUCAUGUGAUUCUUCUUGAUCUUUGGUGGAAUCCAACUACUGAAGAGCAAGCUAUCGACCGAGUGCAUAGAAUUGGACAAACCCAUCCCGUGAAGGUGUCACGGAUAACUAUAGAAGAUACAGUUGAAGAUCGUAUAUUGGCUCUUCAGGAGAAGAAAAGGAAGUUGAUUUCUUCUUCUUUUGGAGAUGGCCACGGUGGUGGUAAAGCUAGUCAGCUUAGCGUGGAAGAUCUAAAAUUCCUGUUUAACUUCGUCGAUGACCGAGUUCGUGUGGAUUAGAGUCAUCUAUUUUGAUCAUUUUGCAUAGGCAAGAAUGGAGAUGUUGGGAAAAUUUUGUUGGAAGAUGUGCACCUUGACAUUUUCAACCAAUUUUAUCCCUUCCCUUUGAUUAGAGGUUCUAAUCAUGAAACUGGCAUCAUCCUAGGACUGAUGGGGCAUAAUCUACUGUAAAUAUAAAUUUUGCAGCCCUUUACGCGUGCAGGAGCAAAUUGUGAAUGUUAAUUGGAAAGUUUGGU
Molecule: messenger RNA, 2537 nt
Organism: Zingiber officinale
Lineage: Eukaryota; Viridiplantae; Streptophyta; Magnoliopsida; Zingiberales; Zingiberaceae
Product: helicase-like transcription factor CHR28
Exons: 9
Coding region: 58-2301 (747 amino acids)
Molecular function (GO): ATP binding; ATP-dependent chromatin remodeler activity
Source: RefSeq, a predicted model, not a curated record